Messenger RNA from Pelodiscus sinensis (Chinese soft-shelled turtle), 3191 nucleotides. NCBI's taxonomy places the organism in Eukaryota, Metazoa, Chordata, Testudines, Trionychidae. The record is from RefSeq and is a predicted model, not a curated record.
AGCUCUCCGCCCCUGCUUGCCCUGGGGGACUGCUCAUCCCUCCAACACCAGCCGGGCAUGGGUCACCACCGACAGCAAUCGGAUCUGUUUGGGCUGGCUGUGCAGACCCUGGUUUGUGUAUGUUUGGCUUCCCCGCCAGCUCGGUCCCACUGCAAAGGAGGGUGAGCCAGACUCUCUGAAAGGAGGGCUCCAGGAUCAUCUGCCCACGGGAGAAACCAGCCUGGUGGGAGAACGCAGGAAAGCAAGAACAUGACAGGCCACAGCCUCCAGCUGUCUCCCAGUGAGGAGGUACCGGGGUGUGUCCCUUCCACUGGGGUGCCAUCCGCGGUGCCCCUCAGGGGCUAGGCCAUGGAAGACGGACCAUGUCUGCCCUUCUUUGUCUCAGGCACCUUCUGGAGAGGGUCUGGCUGCUCAGCCCAUCAUGCCUGGCCUGUUUCUGACCUGGGAUAGACGGGGCUCCUCUUGAUCUCACCCUGUAACUGUCCGUGCAGGGCGAGUCUGGGUCCGGCGUUCCCUACCCUUCCCCGUGGCAGUAGACAAGAAAGAACUUGUGUCCCCAAAUCUGAGCGUGGCCUUGUCCCGGAGCCGCCAUGAGUCAUAGCCCCAGCUCCCGCCUGGCCGACUCACCUCAGCUCUCCAAGACCAGCCUCCUCCACAUCCUGGGCAGCCCCCAGCCCGAGGCGAUGAGCCUGCCCGACUCCAUGCCCCCCACCCCGCAGAGCGGGACCCCCUCUCCAGGCCCGCCCCAGCUCCCGCUGCUGGGCGCUGUGUGCCUGGACGGCGACUGGGAGAGCCGGGAGGAGCUCCGGCUGCGGGAGCUGGAGGAGGCCCGGGCCCGGGCGGCCCAGAUGGAGAAGACCAUGCGCUGGUGGUCGGACUGCACCGCCAACUGGCGGGAGAAGUGGAGCAAGGUGCGGGCGGAGCGCAACAAGGCCCGGGAGGAGGUGCGCCAGCUGCGGCAGAAGCUGGAGACCCUGACCAAGGAGCUGCCAGCCUGCAGCUGGAGCGGCAGGGCCAGCCUGAAGCGGGAGCGGCAGGAGGUGCUGAGCGAGAAGGAGCAGCUGGGCCAGGAGGUGGCGCGGCUGAAAGGGGAGGACGAGGAGGAGAAGGAGAAGGAGAAGGAGCUGGACAACAGGCUGGCCUCGGAGAAGGAGGCCGAGGGCUCCCAGGAGCAGGAACCCGUUCGGGAUGUGGGCUCCGACAAGCUGAGCAAAACCAAGGAGCUGGAGCUGAUGGAAACCAUCCUGAAGAGCAAACCGGAAGGGCCCGAGAGCUGGGACCAGCGGAGCUCCGUCAGCGUCCGGGCGUCCUUCGCCCGCACCGAGAGGAACCGGCUGCUCUGGGAGGACGUGAGCGUCAUCGAGGAAGAUGCCACCAAAGUGACCGCGCUGAAGCUGAGGCUGGAUGAGUCCCAGAAGGUGUUGCUCAAGGAGCGGGAGGACAAGCUUUCGCUCAGCAGGAGCAUCGAGAAGCUGGAGGGCGAGCUCAGCCAGUGGAAGAUCAAGUACGAGGAGCUGAGCAAAACCAAGCAGGAGGUGCUGAAGCAGCUGAACAUCCUGAAGGAGCUGCACCAGGACGAGCUUGGGCGGAUCUCGGAGGACCUGGAGGACGAGCUGGGGGCUCGCUCCAGCAUGGACAAGAAGCUGGCGGAGCUGCGCACAGAGGUGAGAGGCAGCGGGGGGGGGGGCAUCUCCUGCAUCUGGCUGAGAUUUCACAGCCCACGGACAGAGUUCACAGGAAGGCUGAUGAGCACCGGGCACUGUGGCUCGGCAAACCCCCUUGAGAGAGUCAAAUGCCGUGGGCGCGGGGAGACCGAGAAGCUGAACCUGGAGCGGGAGAACAAGAAGCUGCGGGAGCAGAUUGAGGACCUGGAGGAGGUGCUGGCCCGGAAGCGCCGCCAGACGGCCAGCGCGCUGGACACCGACCUCAAAACCAUCCAGGCUGAGCUCUUUGAGAGGAACAAGGAGCUGGCCGACCUGAAGCACAUCCACAGCAAGCUGAAGAAGCAGCACCAGGAGAAGACGGCCGAGCUGGCGCACGCCAACCGCCGGGUGGAGCAGCACGAGGGGGAGGGGAAGAAGCUGCGUCUGCGGGUGGAGGAGCUGAAGAAGGAGCUGGCCCAGGCGGAGGACGAGCUCGAUGAAGCCCACAACCAGGCACGGAAACUGCAGAGGUCCCUGGAUGAGCAGACAGAACAAAGCGAGAACCUCCAGGUGCAGGUGGAGCAUCUGCAGUCCAGGCUGCGCCGGCAGCAGAACCCGCCGCUCUUCGGGAAGAUCCGCAGCUCCCGCUUUGGCCCCGAGGACCCCGGGGACGGGACCAGCGACCUCGACGAAGAUGAAGAUCUACAGCUCCAGGUGGCUUAGUGCCUGCGCAGGGCCAGCGAGACGGUGGCUGGAGGAGAGCGCGGGACGUGCCUGGCAGGCUGGAUCCUCAGGGAGGCUAAUCCCUGCAGGAGCCGCUUCAGGGGCAGCUCAGCCCCCCGGGGCAGUCAGACCAGGAGCCAGCAGAGAGCGUGUCCAGAUACAGCCUCAGGUCCUGCUGGCCUGGGCCAGCCCCAGUCUGGGGGGCCUGGAGAGGAGCCCCCCACUGAAACACCUGUGCCAGGGGCAGGGUCUCUUCUACCCGAGGGGGCUUUGCAUACGCAGGGGGAUGAAGGUUAUAACAAGAUAAGCGGGAGAAGCCGGGAGGAGCCAGGCUGCCAGGCAUGAAUUAGUGGCCCUGGCUGGACACCGGCAUCGGUGCCACUAUAUAAACAAUGCCAGCAGCGGUCUGUGCAUUGGGUGGUGCACAGCGCAGCCUCCCCCCCUUCCGCCCCACCUCGCCAUCCCUGCCUGGAACCCCCUCCCCAAAUCUAGCCUCAUGCCUCUGCCCUGCCUCCUAGCACCGGGCUUCCACCACCCAGGCCCCCAGCCACCGCCUCGGUUCCAGCCUCGCUUGGGAACAAUGUGCCUCUCAGCAUCCCAUGACCUCCCUUUUACCGCUAGGGAAACUGAGGUACAGGGAGGGGCAGCAGAUCAUGGCUCUCCAAGGCCUGCACCCCGCCUUCCGCUCCGUGUGCCCUCCCUGUCGACGGCCUCUCCCACCUCACGUGCCCCUUGCCGCAGAAACAGGCCCUGCAGGGAGCGCGGGGAGUCCGAGGCUGAGCUCACCCGCCUGAGCCCGGCCCCUGGAGCACAGCGCACAAGCCG